This is a messenger RNA of Porites lobata, 5033 nucleotides long. NCBI's taxonomy places the organism in Eukaryota, Metazoa, Cnidaria, Anthozoa, Scleractinia, Poritidae. The record is from the annotation of a GenBank genome assembly.
CCAGGUCAAAACAAUUUCGCCACAUGCAAACGAGAAUGGACAAAAAUUGGUUGCUAUCAAGAUAGAGAUACACCUUCCCGACUACUCCCUGAGAUGCUGUUGAACGACAGGGAUAGAAACAGUAAAUACCAUGAGCAGGGUUAUCUUCUGAACUGGCACAGGUGGAAAGAAUCGAUUCACAGGUAGGGUAAAUUUUAUCAAACGCAUACAAAAGUAUUGUUACGUUACAUUGUAUAACACAAGAAAUCAAUAACUCUAUAAAUGAAGGAAAACUAGAUACCAUCUGAUUAGAAUAGAUCCAAGCUUCGCGUCAUCAAGUUUAGGUCAUAACUACAGCAGUAACAUAUACACAUAUGUAUAUUUCUAUUUCUAUUUAUCUAUCUUAAUAUUCUGUCCAUCUAUCCAUCCUAUCAAGCUACAGAUUCGCCAUUUUCAUCAAAAUCGCCACUCGCUAAGGCCGGAGCCCUUUUGCCAUCUAAUUUGAAUAUUCGCCAAAGCCAUGGCAAAUUUUCCGCCAGAUUCUCUGAUUUUGUCACAUUCGCCAUUUUCGCCAAAAUUGUCACUUUACAAGGGGAGCCCCUUGAUAUCUCAUUUGAACUCCCAAAUGUACGCUAAAUUUCCCAUUUUCGUCACAUUUUCAUUUUUGUCAAAUUUGACAUUUUUGUCAAAUGCGCCAGUAUACAAGGCGCGGCUCUUAAUAUCUCCCUGGAAUUUUCGCCAACCCUCUGGCAAAUUUUUGCAAGAUUUGCCAUUUUCGCCGUUGAAUGCAUUUCUGGACAUAAGUGUCUAUUAAAGUUAGCGUUGGAAAUUUCAUUCUAAAUAUAUUAUUAAACAAGUUUGAUUUACUCCCUUUAGCCUUGCCUGUCGCUGUGCCGAAAGAGCCCUGCAAAAAGGUUAUAAUUACUUUGGUCUGCAGUUUUACGGCGAGUGUUGGAGCGGACCGUUCGCCGAAUUCAAUUACAGUCGCGCCGGCGUGUCAGACAGAUGUAUCAUGAAUCUUAAAAAACCAACCGCCUGCGUACAAGCUCAAGAUCAGGAAUGUGUCGGGCAGCAGCUUACUAACUACAUCUAUAAGCUAACAUCAAGUAAGAACCAUCAGUCAGUGCCGGAUCAAAAUGUUUGAUAGUCCAUAGCCUGGAGAUACAGCAAGGGAUGUUCCUCACCCGGAACAGGGAACUUAGCUUAAACAAGGGUUAAGUUCCCUAAUGUCCCUAGUGGCGAGGAGCGAGGUGACACGGCUGUAUUCGCAGGCUGUGUAUCCCAGGGCUCGCGGUUUCACAUUCGCCGUAUCUGGCCGCGGACCGCUCGCGCAUAAUAAGUGUCACCACAUUAAUUGUUAACCCGCCAAAUUAACGUUUCCAUCGUUAAAACACUUUAAAGUAAGGGGGUGUUUUACAUGACACCUGCGCGAGCUCAAUCUGGUUCCCUCUCGUGGCUCCGUAUUUGUUUACAUGAUACCACCACAAAAUGUCAUGUCGGCGUGAGUUCACCCCGGUUAUUGUACCAGAGCGAGAAUUUCUGACUCCGGCACGGGUAUCAUGUAAACGCAAAAUGACCACUCGAAAUCCCGAGGAGGCAUCCUAGCAGCUCGCGCGUAUAUAUACAAAAAUACUUACACUUGAAAUAUGCAGUCAGUAUAAGGAAAAAAAUCUAGGCCCGACUUGUUUGAUCAGGGGCCGCAUGGAAACGUUGGGUAAUGAUGACGUUACUAUUGUUGACGCCCGCAAGUAUGAAAUGGUUAGGAUGACGUAAAACAGAAAAUGCCCAAAGGGACCACUUUGGUCUGUGGAGCAGGCGUUUUGAAAGUAAUGGACCAAAAGACACUCUUUAAGUUAACCCCUUUGGGCAUGCACGUGCUCAAAGGGAUUAAUUGCAUAACAGAACCUCUACUAGCAUCAGAUUGUCGUUUAUCAUAUUUCACUACUCGUUGGAUGUUUUUUCGUGACGCAUGUUAGAGUUGCUUUUGGAUUGCCUUUUGCUCUUCGUUAGUCUUUCCCCCCAUGAUGGUUAAACCAAGUAAGACUAGUAAAUGUCCCGGUUGUAAAGUUUAAAAUCAGCAUACGACUUUGGCCCUCCGGCAAACAUUGCCCUGGCCCCGACUUGGUCGAGGACGACUCAGCACACUCCGAGACCGCGGCGGCUGCACCCCCGGACAAUAUGGAUUCUAAUGUCAUUCUUAUCGAGUCCUUUGCCGAUGAAGUUAUAAGGGGCGUAUAUAUACAGUUUCAGAGUUUGCCAAACACGAGUUUAUCAUUCACAAAUCUUUGAUUCGCAACGAUUUGCCAGACACAACUCUCUUUGGAGGAAUAUAAAGUCUCCGUCCACAAACAAGCAAGUCUCACUAUACAAACGAGUGAAUCAACUGCUAGCUUAUCACUAGCAGAACGAAGGACGAUCACCAUUACGGAAUUGAAAUUCGCUAUUAAAGUGAUUAAAUUCUGCGCUGACGUAUCCCCUGCUCACAAAUGUCCUUCUAUAAAGUCUUUGUUUUAAGUGUUACCUUGCGUAAAAAGUGAAAAAGAAAUAGCGAAAACUUAACACUUCUAAUCAAACCUUUACUUGAGGUUUUUCUUGUGGCGGGGUCAACUGUAGUGUCAACUAUUACUAACUUAUCAACAUGAAGAGUAUUUUCAUAUAAACGUGAAAUGAAUUGACCCAGUCAUGAUGUAAACGCGUUACGAAAUCAAGAAGUCAUCCCGGUAUGAAACUCACGCCGGUACAAGUUUUCUCACGUAAACCGCCCCCUAUGUGUGGUCCAAACAUUUCACAUAAACAUCCCAAAACAAGACCUCCAGUUAAGUAUAAUAAAUUUCCUUUCCAGAUCCAGGUCCUCAGAGCCCGGAUGUUGACGGUGGUUACACCGAUUGGUCUCAAUGGAGUAAAUGCAGCAAGUCAUGUGGAAUAGGGCGAAAGUCACGUGAGAGGACCUGCACCAAUCCCAAACCACAAGGCAAUGGAAAGUCAUGUCGCCGACUUGGCUGGCCAGACGAUUCAACGAUGUGUUAUCAGGAAUGCAACAGUAAGACAGCCAUUGCCUCGAUACACAGUUUACCUAAUUUUCCUCUAACCUUAGCUCAAAUCAGGCUUUAAAGAAUUAUUAAACUACUUCGAACUGCGAAAAACCGUACAUUAAAGGUUUCUUUGCCCGUAAACCAUUGUUCAAAGUGGCGUAAUGAUCCAUUUGUCCCCGAAUAAAAUAAACGGAAGUAUCAGAAGAAAAACGCAAAAAAAUGGCCACGACGCAAAGCAAAUCCAUGAGGAUUAACGGAAAAAACGGGGACUAUUCUUAUUACUACCGGUUGCAUUUAAUUUCUUAGCUGGUUUGAUAUCACUGAGAAUGAAGUUUCCUGGAAAAGGUUUUAAUGAUAGGAUAACCCAAAAAAAGCAACAAAGCUUUAAAAAUUAAAAGUUGUUUAGAGAAAUAAAUAUGUGUGACGUCUAUUUUAGCAUCUUCAAGUCAAGGCUUUUAAAAUCAUGGCUGAGCGACAUUUCUAGUGGUUUGAAAUGCUUGGUUGAACAGCAAUUUAAAACUGAACCUUAAAGGAAAAGCGUUUAAAGCAGCUUAUUUAUUUUAUUCCUAUUUUCCUUUAAGACUGUGAUAGGGUGAUGGAUGUCGGCAUCGACAUCGACUCCUCAAGCAGCGUUCGGCGCAAGAAUUACGAGAAAGUGAAAGCCUUCCUAAUCCAGCUGGUUGACAAGAUGCACAUUUCGCAUCGAAUGACACACGUUGCUGUCAUUCAUUACAAUCACAAAGCGUAUCUGGACUGGGACUUUAAAUCAGACCGCGCCCAGAACGCCGUCGCUCUCAAAAAAGCCAUCGUGAAUCUAAAGUACCAACCCGGAGGGACUAGGACGGACAAAGCGAUGGAUAAGUCCAUGGAGGUGAUGUUUAAAGUGGAUCACGGUCAGAGACCUGAUGUUCCUCAUGUACUGUUUGUUCUAACAGAUGGAAAGACUAGCUCGAGAUCGAAACCUUACAAGAAAGUUCUCAAAGCUUACAAGGUAAACAUGUAUUCAAACCUUCACACACACUUUUCUUCAAAUAGACGCUAACUGCAAUAGUUUAAUAUGAUAAAUACAAUUGCUUAAAUUGAGAGUGAACUUAACUAAUCCAAACAAAUCCAAGUCGACAGAGACUCAGAGGCUUUGGGAUGUUACCAUUCGGCCAGACUGCACUUCGGCCCUUCAGUGACAUGUUUGGUAUUCUGUUGGUUUUUCCUUGAGAUGUGCAUUGUCUUAGAAGAAACCGAAUCGAACUGAUUCUUGGAAGAAAAACCUAGCUUUCAGUUUUUUUGUCACUUUUUCUAGCUUUUUCUUCCCAUGAAGUACUGGCAAAACGAUUGCGUGAGUUGUUAAACUAAAGCUUUGAGAAAAACUAAGAUUUGACUUUUUUUAAACUUUUCUAGCUUUUUCUUCCCAUGCAGUGUUUGCAAAACGAUUGCGUGGGUUGUUCAAAGCACAGGCCACCCAGAAUCUCGACUGAAAAGACGUAACCUCGGGACAAUAUAAAUGAUCUCUCGCUCGCGCAUCAUUCGAAAUAAAGAGCUUCCUUGCAGUUGUUACAGCUCGAAUUUUAUUAACACAAUGUAUGAAUAUUCGAUGGUUUUUAAACGAUUCGAAAUAAUAAUAGUAAUAAUAAUAAUAAAUUUCUUUCCUUGUAUUUGAGUUGCUUCUUAUUACUGUUUAUUCAAUUCUGAAGUAAGCCAUGCCACUGAGAGAGGAGUUGACAAGGGAGGGGAAUAAGGGAGAGAAGAAAACUGACUUUUCCUCUUCCUUGACCCUUUUACGCAUGCGCUUACCGGGUAGAAAAGAGAGUAACGAGUAUCUUGAUUUCUCACAAACAGGAUAGAGGGGUGAAGGUCGUUGCCAUAGGAGUCGGCCCGAGCGUGGAUAACAAAGAACUGACUGAGAUCGCCAUGGGACAACCAGACAACGUCGUUCACGUACAACAAUUUGACCAACUUGUGUCCAAGCUAGAAGAGAUUGUUCAAAAAUCCUGUGCAUCGAUGAAAUCUAAAGUGGUACAUUACUAA